UUUAAUAUUAUAAAACCAAUUUUCCGUAAUUUUAACGGUUAAAAAUGAGUCUUAACUUCGGAGAAAUCGUGGAACCUUCGACCCGAGCCUUUUGGGACGAUUACGACGAAGGUGAAGAAGAUCAAGAACCGCUGCAGCCUCUGGAAUGGGAAUGGUUGAACGAGGACAAUGUUGAGCAAAAGUUGGACAACGUAAAACUACUGCUCAUCCUCGAAGGCCAAGGUAUUUCUGCCUUUGCAGGCGUCGCUGUGCUGAAGGGCAAGUCUCCCAUCUGCCAGUUAAACAGUGGAACAACUAGUAUCUACAGUGUGCCGGACAAGGGUCUUCUGGUAUGCGUAACGGAGGAAAAGGAUCUGAACAGUUUCGGUAGGAUAACGGACAAGCUUGCUUCGUGGUUGGAGAUGGCCGAAGAGGUGGUGGGCGUUUCGUUUCAGCCAUCUGUCAUGCACAAGGGAACAUCUGCAGAUGAGACGGAGGAAGUUUGCUUCAUCAGGAGCAUCAACGGACGGUUGAGCCAAUUCAAGGCACUCGAAGCGCCUAACGUCAUUACAGGGUUAUGUGGCGGUGCUUUGAGCUACAGGAAAUUCAAGGACCAGACGGCUUCGGCCUAUGCGUGCUAUCUGGAUUCCUGUGUGUUGGAUUCGGUUUCGGCGAAACCGAUUCUUCGAUUGCUGAAAUCGUUGUCAGUGGAUUGUGACGAUUCCUAUCAGUUGAAAUUCAAGACCAGUUCGAAUUUGUAUCUGUGAAUAAAAUGGCGUGCGGUUGUUCUUAAAA
Molecule: messenger RNA, 774 nt
Organism: Ochlerotatus camptorhynchus
Lineage: Eukaryota; Metazoa; Arthropoda; Insecta; Diptera; Culicidae
Gene: PSMG1
Product: Proteasome assembly chaperone 1
Exons: 2
Coding region: 45-746 (233 amino acids)
Biological process (GO): proteasome core complex assembly
Cellular component (GO): endoplasmic reticulum
Molecular function (GO): proteasome binding
Source: RefSeq, a predicted model, not a curated record